This is a messenger RNA of Salvia splendens (bonfire salvia), 1918 nucleotides long. Its product is annotated as protein REVEILLE 6. The coding region runs from base 260 to 1165 and encodes 301 amino acids. Gene Ontology annotation, molecular function: DNA binding. NCBI's taxonomy places the organism in Eukaryota, Viridiplantae, Streptophyta, Magnoliopsida, Lamiales, Lamiaceae. The transcript has 8 exons. The record is from RefSeq and is a predicted model, not a curated record.
CCCGUCGCAUUCCACGAUUUCCAUCUCCCCUCCCACCACGUAAAUCCCAACCCCCAAAUUCAUUUCAAUCCGAUUCGCCGAAACCAGAGCUUGGACUUCUCCUUAUACAAUCCGCACGCUGACAUAUCUGCUUUCCUCUUCUGUUUCAUUACUCUUUUCUGCGUCUCUGGAUUUCCGGAGUUGAAUUUGAUCAUACAGGGUGUCGGCACACCGGAAACCACCGCCGGAUCAGGAAUUUUCUCAUUUUCACGAUUUCUACAUGAGCGGUGACCACUUGAAAAUUCCGGCGGCGGAUAGUAAUCUGCUUCCGGUGGCCGCUGAAGCGAAUGCGUCCUCGGGUUUGGAUGAUCCGAAUAAGAAGAUCCGGAAGCCGUACACGAUCACCAAGUCAAGAGAGAGCUGGAGUGAUCAAGAGCAUGAUAAAUUUCUCGAAGCGCUUCAGUUAUUUGAUCGGGACUGGAAAAAGAUUGAAGCAUUUAUUGGGUCAAAGACAGUUAUCCAGAUACGUAGCCAUGCCCAAAAAUAUUUUCUGAAAGUCGAGAAGAAUGGUACAAGCGAGCAUGUGCCUCCCCCACGUCCAAAGAGAAAAGCUUCUCAUCCUUAUCCACAGAGGGCCUCAAAAAAUGUUCCACCUCGAACAGCAGGUCCUGUGCAAUCUUCGGUUGCUAGAGUGGAGACUGGAUAUGCUGUAAGGCGCGAUCCGUUUUCAACUCCCAGAAAUCCUAUCAGUGGUUCACCAUUGUCUUCUUGGAAUUACAAUGUUGUGCCAGCAGGAUGUUUGUCAAAUGUUGCAAAAGAUGAUGUCCGAUUAGCCAGUGCUGCCAAUAAUUAUAGCACCAGCAGCAAUGAUAGCACUCCGUGUCUGUGGAAAUCUAGUGAGAUGGAUCAUGAAUUAAAAGCGACAUUGUGCAACACAAAGAUAGUUAUGCCGGAUUUCGCUCAAGUUUAUGGUUUCAUUGGCAGCGUCUUCGAUCCUACCACAACUGAUCAAUUGCAAAGGCUAAGGAAAAUGGAGCCUAUAAAUGUUGAGACGGUACUGAUGUUGAUGAAGAACCUCUGCGUCAAUUUGGUGACCCCUGAAUUUGAGAAUCAUAGAAAGUUGCUCUCUUCAUAUAAAAUAGCAACUGAAAAUGUCCGUGCUGGGAGUGAGAUCCCGUCUGCAUAGAGUCCUCAAAAGGCAUUAUCUGAAGAGCCUUAGGAGCUUGUUAUGUUCCAAGAUUGGUUAGUGUGGUAGAUAUGUUUUUACUUGUUGCUUUAUGGUGAUGGCAACAGCUGCAGCCAUGGGUGAUUGUGUGAUCUACUGCUGAAUAUGUGGAUCUGUGUGUGUUGUAUGUAUAUAACAGGCAUGUGGUGAUAGUUUUGAAACGCCCAGAAGUUUGUUAGCUUGAGAGAGAGAGAGAGAGUGGUUGAUGUGUUUUAAAAUGUCAGGGAGAGUAGGUUUUCUGAUCUUGUACAUUCUUGGCUUCUUUUUAUGAUCUGUUCAUGUAAUGUUUUGGUGUUACUAAGUGACUUUGAGAGAGACAGUAUGGAAUCAUGGUGAAACUGUAAAGCAAACGCCUAUGCAAGAUGGUAGGAGACAUUUGGAAUUAGUUUCAUAUAAUCGAUAUUGAUAUCGGUGAUCGAUCUGAUUGUUAUUUUAAAGGGCAAAUGGGUGUUUUGGAUGACUGGCAACUACAGCUCUCAUGCGGACAGUCACCAUGACCCUGGUGCGUUAUGGGAGAUCAACAACAGGGACGUGAUGGCGAAGAAGGCCAAGAAGUAUCUGUGGCUGUGCAGUGCGGUUGAGAGGCUCAUGAGUGUAGUCUGCUACCCGAUAAGGGACUUUCCCUAUUGAUGAUCUAGAAGAACUCCUUGUAGAACUCUAGUUCUUAAAGACUAUGAUCUACUAUUAAAUGAAAAACUAGCAAUGCAAUGGAUA